This is a messenger RNA of Monopterus albus (swamp eel), 2756 nucleotides long. RefSeq names its product coiled-coil domain containing 78 (gene ccdc78). Bases 305 to 1855 code for a protein of 516 amino acids. Gene Ontology annotation, cellular component: cytoplasm. The record is from RefSeq and is a predicted model, not a curated record. The transcript is spliced from 13 exons. NCBI's taxonomy places the organism in Eukaryota, Metazoa, Chordata, Actinopteri, Synbranchiformes, Synbranchidae.
UCAGGUGAACUUCAGGAGCAACUUCAAGUUAUUAGAGAGGAAAAUGUAAGUAAAAUAAAUAGUCUUGUUAAUGCACUAUUGAUAUGCAGCAGUUCUUCAAAAUUUUUCCUGAAAUGUGUAAUGAGUAUAAGCUUUGGUGAGGUAGUUGGUUAACCUAAUCUCACAUUUUGGACAUGUAGUUGGUUAAUGAACUAACACUAAUGUAAGCUUCGUUGUAAAGAAGUGUGUUUCUCUUCACCUUAAGUUGCAGCUUCGUGUCAAAAAUGAACGGCUCUUUACCAAAGUGGCCUACCUGGAGAACAGAAUGGGUCACCUGGCCAACUCCAAUGCAGAUCUGUCCUGCAGGCUGGUUCAGAGUGAAGAAGAAAAACUGAAGAUAUCUAAAGAGCUAGUAGAAGAGAAAAUUCAGACUAACAAGAUGAGAGAGCAGUUUGAAGAAGAGAUGUUUGAGCUGAAAAACAAGAUACUGAACCAAGAUGGUGUGAUAUCACAACUUGAAAUGGAGCGAGACAAGUUAUUCAGGGAACUCCAGUCAGCAGAGGCUCAUCUGAAGGUGGGUGAGAAGGCUGGCCUGGACCUUUCAGAGGAUUAUGCCACACUGAAGAAGAAACACCUGGCUCUGGCUGAGGCCCAUCAUAAAGAGCUGGCCCAGAGUGAGGAGCUGAGUGCCGAGCUGCUGGCACUGGCUCAGGCUCAGGACGCCCUCCGCAGGCAGCUGGAAGAGCAGCAGCAGAGUGUGAAGACCACAGCCCAGGGUCUUCAUGGGGAGCUGGACAGGGUGCGGGCCUUGAUCAGCCGCAUGUCACAUAACAGAGUCAAGCCCGAGGAUCUGGCAGCAUUGAAUAAGGAGCAGAAAACUAUGGAGAAAACUCUCCUUGGAAAUCAAGAUGACAUCAAAGCCAUGCUGGAGAAAAUGAAAAACACUUAUGAGAAGCAGCAGAAGAAACUGGAAGAGAAAGUGGUGGCUAUGGGUAAAGAACACCAGGAGAACAAAAGAGUGAUCCAUAAAAACCAGCAGAAACUAUCUGAACAGAGUGUGGUUCUGAUGUGCUCUCAGAGCCAGGUGACAGAGAUGGAAGAAGAGAACUCAAAGCUGCAGCUUCAAAUCAAAGGGCUGAAUGAAGAAUACCGUACAAGGCUGGUUUGCUAUUUACAAGACUUAGCUGAGUACACUGACGGAUUUGGAGAAGGUAAAACCCCUUCAGCUCCAACUAAGAUGAGGGCAUUUGUUGACAGUAUGUUGCAGGAUGUGCGUUCAUCCUACAGGGCCAGGGAGGAGCAGCUUGCUUCUGCCGCUCGCUCCUAUAAAAAGAGACUGCAGAAGACCACCAAGACCCAUCAUGCCCUACUUAUUGCAUACAGGGUUCAGAGAGAGCAGAUCUUGGCCCAACCAGUGAGUGGUCUGGACCCUGGACCUCCAGAAGCCCACUUCAGUUUGGAGCCCACUGAACUGCAAGAUGUAGCUGAGAAGGAACUUCAGCACCUUCGUCAGGACAAAGCAAGGCUGGAGGGUCAGCUGCAAGUGGCCCGGGCGCAGGUGGCUGUCCUCAAAAUGCCUGUCCAAAAUAUAACCUAUCAAGAGUCGGCAAAACUGGAACAGUUAUGGGAAGAAUCCUGGCUGGACAUUAGGAAACAGCUGAAGGAGAUUACAGAGUCUACACUUGUGCGCUUUGAGAAGGAGCGUGCCCUUCUCAUCACCAGAGCAACAGUCGCAGAAGCGCAGGUGCUGGAGCUGCAGGACUACAUUGACAGCCACCUGGGCAGGUACAAACAGGAGAUCACACAUCUCCGCAGAUUACAUGGAACAGAGGAUGCACCUGGGUGUUCGCAAAGUGCUCGUUCAUCUCUCCAUUAGAAGCCUGACCAUCGUGUACAGCAAAAUAAUCUGAAGUUACACAAUUUAAGUUAAGUAAAUUCACAUAAGAAAUCUGAAAAUGAAAGCACUGCUGGUCUUAACAGUGUAUUUUUUGUAAAAUUAUACAUAACCUGGUGAUUGUAAGUAUUUUUAAUAGAUCCUCCAUAUAAAUCUAAUUGAAUAGCUUGUUCUAGGCAUUUAAAUGUAAUGUGUAUGUGACUUGUAUGUGGAUUUAUAUCAUCACUAGGUGGUGCUGCUCAUACUGCUGUUUUAUCCUGUGAAAGGGCCCCAGAGAAAUCUGGCCUUGAGAAGAAAAUGCCUGGAAUGUUUGUAAAGCUUAUGUCAAUUUCACGAGCUCAGGAGAAGAAAGCAUGGCGACAAUGAGGGGUCACCCUGGUGAGAAUAAUGUCAUUAAAUGUUACCCAGACACGUACACACUUGUGAAUACGUUCCCUCAAUGCCUUGCCGAGAACAGUGGGGAAAGCAAGCCGGGCUUUUUCCAGAAUGAAGCAUCAUAUUUAUAACCUCAGUGUUGGUGUGAAUAGGCAAUUAUUCCUUUUAAACCCCUUUAACAGUGACGGGAUUUGCAGUUUUGUUUUUCUCUCUGUCUUUUUUUUUUUUGUAGUUGUGUUUGGUGGCUGAGUUUCAUGCCACAGGUCACAUCUGACAUAAAUUUAAAAAUAGAAAGUCCUUUUAAAUGUGGCAUCAAAGUUAGUUUGUGUUAAAUUAAGCUUUUUGUUUAAAAAGGUUUAAGUAAAAAUACUCUGGGGAAUGAUGGGAAAAGUAGAGGAGAUGGAAAGACUCAUAUGCAUGUCACCCCAUUCGCAUUUUCAGGGGGCAUGCCAGCCAUGGGAGGGAGAGGGGGUUAGCAGGGGUGUGAAAGUUUGAGAGGAAUGGGAAG